Messenger RNA from Erigeron canadensis, 1500 nucleotides. RefSeq names its product transcription factor bHLH106-like. NCBI's taxonomy places the organism in Eukaryota, Viridiplantae, Streptophyta, Magnoliopsida, Asterales, Asteraceae. Gene Ontology annotation, biological process: regulation of DNA-templated transcription. The record is from RefSeq and is a predicted model, not a curated record. The transcript is spliced from 2 exons. Gene Ontology annotation, molecular function: DNA-binding transcription factor activity; protein dimerization activity. Bases 497 to 1252 code for a protein of 251 amino acids.
AUCUUUCAAAAUCCACCUGUCCCAGUUGUCUUUUUCCCCAAAAACACAUACACAAACACUUUCCAAAAACUUAGAUAGUAAUUAGAAUCUUGAUUCCACAAACUUAAAGUCAUAUCAUAUAUUAAAGAUGGUUGGAUUCAAAACCAUAAAGAAGAAAAUGUGGAUGUUCUCUUGGUAAUAAUUAAAACAUCUUCUUUAUUAGCCUAAACUAUACAUUAAUAUUACCUACUAAUGAAAGAAACUAUGAACACAAAAUCAUCAUCUUUGUUUUCUUCAAAACUCAUUAGAUUUCCACUUCGCAUGGUAUCUUUUUGGUUUGCCCCCACCAUCCGUCCUCCUGGUCUAGACCCUUAGAUUUUUUUUCAAGUUGUUAUCUUAUUGUGUAUCUUUUUACUUAGUUUCAUUUUUCACAAAUCACACACACAUAUACAUACACUUAGUACAACAAAAUCUAUAUAUAAGCAAUAUAUAUAGUUGUAAAGGGUAUUUUUCAAGAAUGGAUUUUUAUGAUUGGAAUCAUGGCUUUUUGGACAUGGGAUCAUUUGGGGUUGAUGAAUCUUUGGUGAUGUCAAAUGGGUUUGAUUCAUUUUGUGGAAAUGUUGAGGGAUUGUUUAUAAAAAGUUGUGAAUCUUUGGUGUUGGAUGAUGAAAAGAAUGAGCUUGUGAUGAAGUCUCAAAGCAAAAUGGUUGAAAAGAAAGUUGGAUUAUUGUCUGGUGAGAAAUCUUUGGCUGCUUUGAAAAGUCAUAGUGAGGCUGAAAGAAGAAGAAGGGAAAGGAUUAAUGCUCAUCUUGACACCUUGAGAGGCCUUGUACCCUCCAAUGAUAAGAUGGACAAAGCCACAUUACUCGCUGAAGUUGUCCGCCAACUAAAACAACUGAAAACAAAUGCAACGCAAGCGAGUGAAGGUCUCCUCAUGCCAGAAGAUAUCGACGAAGUCAAAAUUGAAAAGGUCACGCAGGUUUCAGACGAUGGAAGGUUGACAUUUCAAGUUACAUUUUGUUGCAAGCACCGCUCUGAGCUCCUAACAGAUAUAAGAAGAGCCCUUGCUGACCUCAAAGUCACCAUCGAAAGGGCAGAGUUGUCGACUCUAGGAGACUAUGUGAAAAUCAUUUUCUAUUUCACCACAAAUAAUGAAGAUCUACAUAGUUCUGUUCAUAAAGCUCUUACAUCUAUCAUAGAAAAAGGGUCAAUAUCACUUGAAUACUCUCCAAGAACAAUGCUGCCUAACAAGAGGAGAAGGUACUGCCUUUGACCCGAGUUAUGGGUUAAAUUUAUGUGAUUAUUCGUGGAAAUAUACGAAGUUUGUAUAAUGUUUUCAAUAUGUGGUCUUAACAAACUGAAUAAGAUUGCAUAUUUAUUGAUCAAGAAGGUCAAAGUAGGGGUCCGUUCAUGAAACUUGAAAGAGAGGUCUACUUGACCUUUCAAUGUCGUUUGUUUUUGUGUGUAUCUUGUAUAUAUAUAUAUGGAAAGAUGAAUAACAAUUAAGAAGCUUAUACUUCA